CGGCCUCGCGACCAUAGCCUUGCCAGAUAUAGCAAGAGGACCGGCCUCUUGCCCUAUGCCUGUGGCAUAACUAAUACUCAAUCGACCGUGGUCGCUUUGCUUUCGCUUCAUGGAGAUAGCUGCCCGGUCGGGGGCUUUGCCACAGCACCCGCCAUCAUUACCCUGUCCGCAGGGCGGCUUCUUUUUUGGCGCCAGAGCACCCUCUCUUUUCCUUCUCUCAAUUUUUCUUUUUUUCCUCUCUCUGGGACGACACGUUGAGGACUGUCAUGUUGCAGCAAAACUCAUUGCCAAUGGAGGCGACUCCUUUCGGAGACUUGUAGCGCCUUUUGCAUUGGGGGCGAAUUUGAUUUCCGACCUACUGCACUACGUAUCUAACAUGGCAUGGCUGGGAAAUGGAAUUGGUACGGAAUGGGUACGGAUCCGACGGCGGUUGCCGAUAUGUCACAAAGGAGCGAUCAGGGAGAGAGUCGCUCACGAUACUCCAGGCAUAACUCUACGGGUUCAAGAAAAAUGAGUCGACCAUGAAACUGACAUGGCCACUUCAUUCCUCCCGACAUGUACAUAAUAUGGUUAUGUCAAAACAAAUGUUGUACAUACACAUUGGAAGUGUACAUACACAUGAAGACGACUACCACACGUUGUUCUGUUCGUUGUCGAUCAUGUUCUUCCACCCUGACCAC
Molecule: messenger RNA, 680 nt
Organism: Canariomyces notabilis
Lineage: Eukaryota; Fungi; Ascomycota; Sordariomycetes; Sordariales; Chaetomiaceae
Exons: 1
Coding region: 110-514 (134 amino acids)
Source: RefSeq, a predicted model, not a curated record